This is a messenger RNA of Ananas comosus (pineapple), 3621 nucleotides long. RefSeq names its product protein FAR1-RELATED SEQUENCE 7-like. The transcript is spliced from 4 exons. Gene Ontology annotation, molecular function: zinc ion binding. The record is from RefSeq and is a predicted model, not a curated record. Gene Ontology annotation, biological process: regulation of DNA-templated transcription. Bases 368 to 2863 code for a protein of 831 amino acids. Lineage: Eukaryota; Viridiplantae; Streptophyta; Magnoliopsida; Poales; Bromeliaceae.
CUCCUCGCCCUCUUUUCUCUCUCGCCCCUCCAAUCUAGGUCGUACUCUCAUCGUCCGAUCCCCCUUUCUCUCUCUCUCUCACUAAAUCGAAGAGAAGCUCACGAGAAUCGCGGCGUUAGGGCCAGGUGAGUCGUCCCUGUUCGAUUCGAUCUCUUCAAACCCUUUUCCCCCAACGCUUCCCCUUUUUUUCCCGUUAAUUUCCGUCAACAACGGCCAAAUUUUCGAAUUUGGUGGUAAAAUUUGAAUAUUUUCUCCCGCCCGAUCCGUUUCCGGUGCAAUUUGGUGCGCAAUUCGAGCUUUUUGCGUGUAAAAAUCGCAUCUUUCGAGGGUUGGAGUGGAUAUAGUUGGAUUUGAAGCGGGGGAGGCGAUGUCGAGCUCCGCGGAGAACGCCGAGAGCGCCAAUGGUGAUGAUGCUUGGGUCCCGAAGAUCGGUAUGGUGUUCGAGAACGACGAGAAGGCCUACCAUUUCUAUUGCCAUUACGGGAAGGAAAUGGGGUUCGGCGUUCGGAAGCAUUUGGUGAAGAGGAGAUCCUCUGGUUUGGUGUACUCUAGGGUUUUUUCCUGCUACAAGGAAGGGUAUUGUAGGACCACCAAGGAGGGGAAGAAGCCGCGCCCCGACGCGCGGAGCGGUUGCCAAGCUCACAUGACUGUGAAGAUCACGGACGACGGCCGUUUCCGCGUUAGCGAGUUCGAGCCGAAUCAUAACCAUGAACUAGCACCGAAAGCGGUCGAAGAAGUAACCGCGACGCCGAGCAAUGCUGGAGCUUCUCUUUCAAAUAUUGCUACAUGUCGCCCCCGCUUCAAGAAUUUUGUUUCGCCAAAGUGUAUGAAUGCUAAACGGGACGCCAGGAUUGGUGCUGUUAUGAGAUGCGUGCAGAAGGGAAUGCAGGAAAAUAGAGAGGUUUACUCUUCGGUAGCGUCGUCGGAAGAGACGUAUUAUAAUCUUUCAGUUGAUAACAACUCUAAUGAGUGUUGGGUGCCAAAGAUUGAUAUGGAGUUUGAGAAUGAUGAGGAGGCUUAUCUGUUUUAUGUGAAUUACGCGACGGCGAUAGGGUUUAGCGUACGGAAGCAUUUGAUUAAAAGGAGGGCGUCGGGGAUUGUGUUUUCGAGGGUCUAUGUUUGCCACAAGGAAGGGUUUUGUAGAAGGAAAGAAGAUCAGCAGGGGAGGUCUCCUAAGCCAUACGAUCGGACCGGUUGCCUCGCGUCGAUGACGGUUAAGAUCACGAAGAACGGUAGGUACCGUGUGAGUGCAUUCGAGCCUAAGCAUAAUCAUGCUCUUGUGAUUCCAUCGAAAGCUCACUUAGUUCGAUGGCAGUGGCGGAAAGCGUUAGCGGAGACUCCAAAAGAUUCCGUGGGUCCAGAAGACGAUUCGAAAGUAGAAUUAGAGUGUAGUGAUGAACCAAUUGAUGAAGAAGAUAAGACUUACCCAAAUCUAACUUUUCGCAAGAACUAUAUACCAUCGAGGUGCACAAAUGCUAUGAGAUUGGGAGAUCUAGGCGCAUUGAUGCAAUACAUGCAUGAAAGGCAGGUAACCGAUCCGUCGUUUUAUUAUGCAUUGCAAUUGGACCUAAAUGAUCAAGUAACCAACAUAUUUUGGGCGGAUACGAAGUCUAUUGUGGAUUUUCAUUGCUUCGGCGAUGUCGUAUGUUUUGAUACUACAUUUAAGACGAAUGAUGAUGGCAGGCCUUUUGCUCCCUUUAUCGGUGUCAAUCAUCACAAGCAAGCCGUUGUUUUUGGUGCGGCAUUUCUUUAUGAUGAAAGGGAAGAAUCAUUUAAGUGGUUGUUUGAGACUUUUAAGAACGCUAUGCACGGAAAACAGCCAAAGCUGGUUUUAACAGGCCAAUCUGCGGCAAUAAAUAAUGCGAUAGCUACAGUGUGGCAAGGUACCGUUCAUCGAUAUUGUGUAUGGCAAAUCUAUAAUGAUGCUGCGAAGAACCUUAAUAUUGUUUUUGAAGGUUCGACAACUUUUGCCAAAGAUUUCAGUAAAUGCCUUUAUGAUUGUGAUGAUGAAGCGGAUUUCUUAUCGGGGUGGAAAAAGUUGCUAGAGAAUUAUGGUCUCCAUAACAACGAAUGGUUGGCUAAGCUAUACCAAGAAAAAGAGAAGUGGGCUUUGGCCUAUGAUAGAGAAAUAUUUUCUGCAGAUAUUAAGAGCACGCUUGUGAGGGAAAAUAUGAAUAUUUUCCUGAAAAAAUUCUUGGAUUUGGAAUUGGAUCUAUUAGAUUUCAUGAAACAUUAUGAAAAAGUAGUUGACGAAAGGAGGCAAGCGGAAGUGGAGGCUGAUUUGAGUUCCAAUCAAACUGUUCUGCAAUUUCCCUCUUCAAAAAUGUUAAAGCAGGCUGCAAACGCGUACACUCCUGCAGUGUUUAAGGUAUUUCAGACCGAAUUUGAAUUCUCCAUGGAUUGUAUGGUUUACAGCUGCGGUCAAAUUGGAACGAUAUUUGAAUACAAGGUCAAUGAAGAGAACUCAAAAGAAUGCAUUGUCACAUUUGAUUCAUCAAAUGGCGCAAUUACAUGCAGCUGCAAAAGAUUUGAGUUUGUUGGCAUACAAUGCCGCCAUGUACUGAAAACCCUAGACAUUAUAAACAUUAAGGAGCUCGCGCCUCAAUAUAUUUUGAAGAGGUGGACUAAGGAUGCAAAAACCAUGAACUUACGGGACAAUUGUAUGCUCGCAACUCACGGUGACAGCAAGUCAACUCUUGCAAGGCGUUAUAGCUCUCUAUGUUGCAUUUUUAAUAAAAUUGCUGUGAGGGCUGCGGAAGCUGUGGAGUCAUAUACAUUUAUUGAAAGCCUAUCUGAUCGGCUUAUGAGCCAAGUGGUCCAAAUUUUGCAGGCAAGACCGCCUGAGGGUCCUGAGGGUAGUUAGUGUGUUUCAAGAACUUGUGGUUGCUGUGUCGGUGUGAUGCUCUAAAAUUUCGCGCUUGCAUAGUUGUAAUGUAGGGUUAUCCAUGCUUGCUCUCCAACUGCUUUCAGGAAUCCUCACGGAUGGUGCAGAAAUGCAUGCUACAAUGAAUAACGAGCGAGGUUCGGAUCAUGUUCGCAGAGCUGCUUUUCGUUACAACUAGCUGUUAGGGCUUUGAUAGGUGUUGGCUUUUACUAGCAUAGAGUAAACUGUAAAUGGAGAAUGAUUGAUCGGCGCCGAACAUAAGAUUACAGCAAUAGAGAGGAGGUACAGUUGAAAUACUCGGAAAAUAUAGAUUUUACCUCUUGCUUAUCUAUGUUUACUGGAUUAUACCUGACCAGGAGGCUCUUUGACAUGUCCGAAUAGCUGAAGCCGAAAACUACAAAAAAAAUUGUACCAUCCCCCCGUAUGAUUCAUGUAUAAAUACUGAAUUGUUGGCCCUUUGAGAUCAUAAAAUUGUCGCUUCUCUUGUUGCAUGAUCAAACAUUGUGUAUGAUAUGGUGUACAAAAAUUCCUUUUUUGGUUGUGCUCCUUUUCCUUUUCAUUUGCGUUGAUUGCAUAUUUUGAUUUGAGUUGUAACUUGCUCUUUUGAAGAGGGAGAACAAGAAUCAUGGCUUGCGAGUGUAUAUUGAACUUUUCGCUUGUUCGGCCCUACUUUAUGGUAUGGUGUAAUGUUGUUUGAUAAAGUAUUAUAUGAGAAGCGCUAUCAAAAGUUUCUGCAA